AGUAAUUUCAAUCGCAGCUAACUUCAUGCUAUUUCUAAAAUUACAAUAUUUUCGUCUAAUUUGCUAAUUUGGCAAUGGAAAUUUAUAUUAUACAGCACAAAACAGAAAGUAAAAAUAGUACGCAAUAAAAUGGAAUUAGAUUUUUUGACGCAGUGUCGACUUGAAAGGUGAAACUUCAGUGUUGCAAAUAUUUGAGGUUAUCUUGCUUGCAAUACUUUGAUAAAGUUUCACUCACAUUUUAACACCACGGUCUACGUGUUAACUUACAUUACACCUUCCAUUCUAUGUGGUCUUUUUAAUUUGCCAAACUGGAUGUAAUUUUCAUACAGUAACAAGUGUCUUUUCUACAAACGGUGACAAAGUCUUGUAAUAAUGGCUAACUGGGAAGAGAAGAAAUCUCUAAUAACUCGCAAUCUUCAAGAAGUGCUAGGAGAUGAGAAAUUAACUGAAAUUAUAAUGCAAAGAGAUCUCAAGAUUUACUGGGGUACAGCAACAACUGGGAGACCUCACGUUGCGUAUUUUGUACCGAUGUCCAAGAUUGCAGAUUUCCUUAAAGCCGGUUGUGAGGUAACCAUCCUUUUUGCUGAUCUACAUGCCUACUUAGACAAUAUGAAAGCUCCCUGGGAGCUCCUAGCAUUGAGGACACAAUAUUAUGAAGCUGCAAUUAAAGCUAUGCUUCAGUCCAUUGGUGUUCCACUGGAUAAGUUGAAAUUUGUUAGAGGUACUGAAUAUCAGCUAAAUAAAGAAUACACAUUGGAUGUGUACAGAAUGUCGUCUGUUAUAACUGAACAUGAUGCAAAGAAAGCCGGCGCUGAAGUUGUGAAGCAAGUUGACCAUCCUUUACUUAGUGGCCUUUUGUACCCAGGACUGCAAGCAUUAGAUGAAGAAUAUUUAAAAGUAGAUGCACAGUUUGGGGGUGUUGAUCAAAGAAAAAUAUUUACUAUGGCCGAGAAAUACCUUCCCCAACUUGGUUAUGCUAAAAGAGUUCAUCUUAUGAACCCAAUGGUCCCAGGUUUGACUGGAGGCAAAAUGUCUGCUUCUGAAGAAGACAGUAAAAUUGACUUGCUAGACAACCCUGCUAAUGUUAAAAAGAAAUUAAAGAAAGCUUUUUGCGAACCUGGAAAUAUCACUGACAAUGGAGUGCUCUCUUUCACCAAACAUGUUAUUUUCCCAUUGAUGAAGCCUGAAGAGAGUUUUAAAAUAACCCGUGCCCCUGAGUUUGGUGGCGAUGUUAAUUUUAAUAAUUUUGAAGAUUUAGAAGCUGCAUUUGCAAAACAAGACAUCCAUCCUGGAGAUUUAAAGGCUUCAGUAGAAGCGGCGAUCAAUAAGCUUCUGGCUCCCAUUCAAGAAAUAUUUAAAGAACCCAAACUGCAGGAAUUGACCAAGAAAGCUUACCCUCCUCCUACAAAAACUAAGGGUAAUGCAGCUGCAGCAGUAGAUGAAAUUGUCCCUUCAAAGUUGGACAUACGAGUGGGUCGCAUAGUUGAGGUUUCUAGGCACCCUGAUGCAGAUGCAUUGUAUGUAGAAAGAAUUGAUCUUGGUGAAGCUGAACCUAGAACUGUUGUUUCGGGAUUAGUAAACUUUGUGCCUAUAGAAGAAAUGCAAAAUAGAGAUGUAGUAGUUUUGUGCAAUUUGAAGCCUGCUAAAAUGCGUGGCAUAGAAUCCAAAGGGAUGGUACUUUGUGCUUCUGUAGAUGAGCCGAAGCAGGUGGAACCUCUAUUGCCUCCUCAAGACAGUAAGCCGGGUGAAAGGAUAUUAGUAGAAGGCUAUGAAUCUGGAGAACCUGAUGAAGUUUUAAACCCAAAAAAGAAGGUUUGGGAGAAAUUACAGGUUGACCUGAAAACUAAUGACAAUUUGUUCGCUGUUUGGCAGAAUAACAAAUUGGUCAGCAAAGUUACUGGCAAUGCAGUGACUACUAAGUCAAUGAAGAAUGCACCUAUUAAAUAAUGUACCUAAAUGUUUAAGGUAUAUUAUGCUUCAUUGUUACCUUAGAUAGGGUUAAUUUUUAUGAACAAGUGCAUUUCAACAUGUUUUGUAUUUCUAUUUUACAUGCUUUUACUUGUUUUAAAGGACAUCAUCCACGUUUCAUAUAUUUUUGGUCCAAAAUCAAAAGUGCCGGCCAACAAAAAAAAGUGCUGUAUUCUGACAGAAUACGUCUGCCUUAGCACUUGUUACUAUGGCACCAAAGCCGUAGCUCCACUGUGCGUCGAGUAUUUGAGAUCUAAAAGUCAUCGACUAUUCAUACAUUUUUUGUUCAAAAUCAAAAGUGUCGGCCAAUAAAAAAAAAGUGCUGUAUUCUGACAGAAUACGUCCGCCUUAGCAUUUGUUACUAUGGCACCAAAGCUGUAGCACCACUAUGCGUCGAGUAUUUGAGAUCUAAAAUUCAUCGACGAUUCAUACAUUUUUUGUUCAAAAUCAAAAGUGUCGGCCAAUAAAAAAAAGUGCUGUCUUCUGACAGAAUACGUCCGCCUUAGCAUUUGUUACUAUGGCACCAAAGCUGUAGCACCACUGUGCGUCGAGUAUUUGAGAUCUAAAAUUCAUCGACGAUUCAUACAUUUUUUGUUCUCAAUCAAAAAUGUCGGCCAAUAAAAAAAAAGUGCUGUAUUCUGACAGAAUACGUCCGCCUUAGCAUUUGUUACUAUGGCACCAAAGCUGUAGCACCACUGUGCGUCGUAGUAUUUGAGAUCAAAGUCAGUCGUUUAAUAUAUUUUUAGAACUCAAAUACUACGAUGCACAGUGGUGCUACAGCUUUGGUGCCAUAGUAAAAAAUGCUAAGGCGGACGUAUUCUAUCAGACUACAGCACUUUUAUUUUUUGGCCGGCACUUUUGAUUUUGGACCAAAAUGGAUGAUGUCCUUUUUUAUUUAUUUUUUGUAGUGAUGCAACGAAUACGAAUACGAAUAUUCGUAUUCGCCGAAUAUUAGACAUUUACCGAAUAUUCGUAUUCGAUAAAAUAAUAUUUUUUUUUUAUUACGAAUACCUUCUUUUUUUAAAUUUUGUCACACACGUGACUAUGACUCCGAACACUAUAGCCACAAGGACAUGACGGGAAAACCCCGGUCAGUAUGUAACAAAGUAGUAAGUUCUCUUCCGGAAUUUGACAGUCAAUAGCAGGUCGAUUGUACAAGUAUUAUUUUGUUUUGUGAUUAGUAACAAAGUAAAGUGAUACAAUAACAAAAAUGCUAUUUGUAAAUUUUAAUUACUAGAACAUUAACCAUAAUAAAAAGAGUUAAAUUUAUGAGUAUUUCAUGACUAUGUAGAGAUAUUCGUAUUCAUAUUCGCCGAAUAGUAGAUUUAAUAUUCGUAUUCGUAAAACGAAUACUACAUUCGUUGCAUCACUAAUUUUUUGUAAGUAUAAAAUAUAUGUUUCUGUGCAGGUCCAGGCUAUAGUCAGAUUAUCAUUUCCAAAUUUUAAAAAUUAUGGCAAUAAUAAGUAUUAAUUGUGAUUAAAAAAGUCUGCUAAGAAAAGUCCACAAAAAAUAUAAUUUGUAUCCACUCAAUUAGUAAUACACCUUUUGGUGGUUUAAAAAUACUAUGUUAUUUGCUGAAAAUGACAAACAAUAAAUGAAAAUAAAUUAUUACUCAAGUA
Messenger RNA from Ostrinia nubilalis (European corn borer), 3588 nucleotides. RefSeq names its product tyrosine--tRNA ligase, cytoplasmic (gene TyrRS). Gene Ontology annotation, biological process: tyrosyl-tRNA aminoacylation. The record is from RefSeq and is a predicted model, not a curated record. Lineage: Eukaryota; Metazoa; Arthropoda; Insecta; Lepidoptera; Crambidae. Bases 373 to 1947 code for a protein of 524 amino acids. The transcript has 2 exons. Gene Ontology annotation, molecular function: ATP binding; tRNA binding; tyrosine-tRNA ligase activity.